AAGAGGAGGAUUACAGGGGAUAUCGAGCAGCACCCAGUGUUAGCAGCAAACUGGAUUUUUCCUUCUGUCUAAGCACAGGCCAUUACCAUCACUGGAAGCUAUAGCAACUCUGCAUCCCCUGCUGCCUGUUUCCUUCCUUCCUGCACAGAAUGAAGCAUCAUUGGGAAUGGUUGGUGUGGUUGAUGACAUUGCUCAUUAUUGUAGCAGCCACAGAAGCCCACGGCAGUUUAGAUGAUGAUGAAAAGGAGGAGCUGCUGGACAACAUAGAAGAAGUUCACAGUGAAGAAUCCAAAAGUUAUCUAGAGGUUGCAUAUCAAAGUCCGGCUCCUAGUGGAGAUGUCUAUUUCACAGAAACGUUUGAUGCUGGAACACUGGAUGGCUGGGUGCUCUCCAAAACCACAAAGGAAGAUGCUGAUGAAGAAAUUGCUAAGUACGAUGGGAGAUGGGAAGUGGAAGAGUUGAAAGAAAACAAAUUGUCAGGAGACAUGGGGCUGGUUCUGAAGUCUGUGGCAAGACACCAUGCCAUUUCAGCAAAACUGAACAAGCCUUUUAUAUUUGACAGUAAACCUCUCAUUAUUCAAUAUGAAGUGAAUUUUCAAGAUGGGAUUGAUUGUGGUGGAGCUUACAUAAAACUACUUACUGAUCCACACUGUCAGAACCUGGAGGAGUUUCAUGACAGAACACCUUAUACGAUCAUGUUUGGUCCAGACAAGUGUGGAGAAGACUAUAAACUGCAUUUUAUCUUCAGGCAUAAAAACCCUAUCAUUGGAGACUAUGAUGAAAAACAUGCAAAGCGUCCUGAGGUUGAUUUAAAAAAGUACUUUAAUGACAAAAAGACACAUCUUUAUACACUUGUUGUGAAGCCAGACAACACAUUUGAGAUGCUUAUUGAUCAGACUGUUGUCAGCCAAGGAAGUUUGUUGGAAGACGUGAUCCCACCACUUAACCCUCCCAAAGAAAUUGAUGAUCCUAAAGACAAAAAGCCAAAAGAGUGGGAUGAAAGGGCAAAAAUUCCUGAUCCUAAUGUGGUAGAACCCGAAGAUUGGGAUGAGGGCGGACCGGCUCAGAUAGAAGAUGUGAAUGCUGAAAAGCCAGAGGGAUGGCUGGAUGAAGAACCCAAAAUCAUACCUGAUCCAAGUGCACAAAGGCCACUUGACUGGAACGAUGACAUGGAUGGAGAAUGGGAGGCACCAUUUAUUCCCAACCCUAAAUGCGAGUCUGCUCCUGGAUGUGGAGAGUGGCAACAACCAAUGAUUGAUAACCCGGAAUACAGAGGAAAAUGGAAGCCUCCAUUGAUUGAAAAUCCCAAUUACCAGGGCAUCUGGAAACCACGAAAAAUACCAAACCCACAUUAUUUUGAAGAUCUGAAUCCAUUUAAAAUGUCGCCUUUUAGCGCAAUUGGCCUAGAGUUAUGGUCGAUGACUUCUGACAUCUACUUUGACAAUUUCAUCAUCUGUUCCGACAAGGAGGUGGCCGAUCGCUGGGCAUCAGAUAGCUGGGGUCUGAAGAAACUGGUAGCUAGUGCUAAUGAGCCAGGUAUGUUGAACCAGCUCCUGACUGCUGCAGAAGAGAGACCGUGGCUCUGGGUUCUCUAUGUUUUGACGGCUGCUCUGCCUGUGGGCUUAUUAGUACUAUUCUGCUGGCCCAGAAAGAAAAUCGAAGAGGAGGACAUGGAAGACAUAGAUUUCAAAAUGGAUGAUUUCUUGGAUCCCAGUGAAAAAGAAUUUGAGCUAAAGAAAGAUACAAGGGAGAAUGCUGAGACUUAUGAAGAGGAAACUGGAAAAGUAAUGACAGAGGAAGGAUUUGAAGAAGAUGAAGAGAGCGAAGAAGAAGGCGAAGUCAGUCAAGAGGACGAACAGGAUAGUGCUAUAGAAAACCAGUCUUCGGAUGAGGAAAUGAAAGAAGCUGAUGAAGGUGCAAGUUCUGGAGAUGGUCUGAAGAAAUCUUUGCGUAAAAGAAGAGUACGAAAAGAUUAGUCCCACAUCUGCACACUCCCUCCUAGGAUUUUUAUAGUUAACCACUCACCAGCAAAGCUCUCAAGACCUCAUGGGGAUUGUAACAAUUUGAACAGAAAACUACUUUUUUUUUGUCCAAUAUUGAUUAUCAUGAAUAUCUUCCAAACCUGCCCCACCAUAUUUGCUGCUGGAAGUUUUUGUAUGGGACUCUGGAUCGGAGUCCUCAUGUGACUUUUUACCUAAACUUUUGUAGUCAUGGUUAUAUUUUGUCCCGUUUCAUGUUACUUAUCCCUUUAUUACAAAAGUAAAGUGUGUCCUGACUUUGAUACACAAAUGCGAAUAGUGGAAAUUAUGGUAAAAUACAAAUGUAACUUUAUUAGUAAGAACAAAAUACAGAAGCACCAUUCAAGAAAAGGAAGACAAAAAAAAGAGGGGAGAAGGGUAGCCACAGACAAACAUGUUUUAAAUAUUGACGAUCCUUAUUCUUACGUAACUAACCAUAAAGUUGGGCUGUAUCACAUUUUCUUGAAGGAGUAGCUGCUUUUUUUUUGUUCCUAAUAGAGUUGAGUUUGUACGAUCAGAAUGUCCACUGUGUGUGCGGCUCAGGGCUUAGACAUAUCUGUCUCUGUUACAAGGUAGCCCUGGAACAACCAAAACCUGCCGAGAGAUAUUUACAGCGGUACUGUAAUCAUUUUUUGACUGUCAGUUUGUAAACAUGUUUGCCAAUGUGUACCCGUACCAGAUUCUGAGGUAAAAUUUGCAACCAGAAAAUAUUAAAGAAAACACCAACAGCUGUUUAUUGAAGUCUAAUUUUUGAAUAACUGAAUAUCUUCAUGCCAGCCUGCUGGGAGUAACAUCUAGGCAGAAUACUCUGUAACACUAUAAAGCCAACACACUAUGAUCUUUCUAAUAUCAGCAAAAGACCACAGAAUACAAUUAACUCUUUCAUUAACAGGGCAUUUUAAUUCCAUAUUGAUUUUGUUCUAUUGUUAUGAUAACAGUUUAUUAAUAUGUCUAUUUAUUUGGGAGGACAUCUAACCUUGCUUCUAUUUCAAAUGUUUGACAGAGAAAUGUAUUUGGCCAUUUUUAAAGGCAUGCCUUAUAUCAUCACACCUGCUGAGCAUGCGGAUAUAUUUAUUCUGGUGACCUUACUUAGCUUACGUACCAAGGUUUAAUAAUGUGGUUUGCUAGAGCUGUCUUGGUGACUGGUACAUGUGUUGUAUCUCUAAGUCAACUGGCAGCAGACUUUUACAUUUUUAUGCUAUUACAUUAUAUAUACAUAUAUAUGAAAAAUGGUGUACAGUUUUUUCCAGAUUUUUAUAGUUUAAAGUCAAACCCAAGUUGUGAAUUAUAAAAUGUACAUUGUUAUUGAAAAUAAAUAUUUAAUAUUU
Pelobates fuscus (common spadefoot toad) is the source of this 3346-nucleotide messenger RNA. It is a transcript of the gene CLGN, whose product is annotated as calmegin. Gene Ontology annotation, cellular component: endoplasmic reticulum membrane; endoplasmic reticulum. NCBI's taxonomy places the organism in Eukaryota, Metazoa, Chordata, Amphibia, Anura, Pelobatidae. The transcript has 15 exons. Bases 150 to 1976 code for a protein of 608 amino acids. Gene Ontology annotation, biological process: protein folding. Gene Ontology annotation, molecular function: calcium ion binding. The record is from RefSeq and is a predicted model, not a curated record.